ACAAAAAUUGAAUUGAAUUUAAUUUGACCUAUAUCGACUCACACUCAGGAUAUGCAGUCUUGUACUCGGACUACUUAAAUUGGAAAUAAUGGCCAUAAAAUCCAGGCAAAAGGGCACGAUGACGUCUUCAACUCACAGCCGUUGGUUACACCCACCGAAUCACGAACCCGCCCACCUAGGAGUCACGGUUGCUAUGGUUACCGCGGACUCUUGCUUCAUCUGGUUAAACCUGGAACAAGCCGUCGAGAAAUCGGUUAUUUUGACUUGUAAGGGAAGUUAAGGGAAGGAAAAGCAGCGAUGUCUGAACCACUUAAGGACAAACCACAAAAAGCGGAGAAGAAAAUAAAAAUUCACCCGGAGGGAUCCAGAGCCAAAGAAAAAACUGCGCGGAUUAAAGACCCCGCCAGUACGCAUGUGAUGCAUGUGGACGAGCAUGUUACCCAUCAUGAAGAUCAAGCAGCUACCACGAAUCCGAAUACCUACCAACUGGGCCCUUAUAAACUAUUCCCUAUCACUACUAUCUCAUAUAUACUGAAGGAAGAAAUCACCCAUUACCUCCGAGAUAUGCAGUAUGAACCACUGCACUCUCGAGAAAUGACCCUAACUCUCUGUGAAGUGAUAAGGACCCGCGUGAAGGAGCUUAUGAUCCCCAGGUAUAAAACUGUCAUCCUGGUCCACAUCGGCCAGCUCAACGGUCAGGGGAUGCAGAUCAGCAGCCGCUGUCUGUGGGAUCCAAACUUCGACACCUUUGUGUCCCACUCCUUCAAGAACACCUCUCUGUUCUGCAGCGCCACUGUGUAUGGGAUCUACUUUGAGUAAACCGUCAGGUCAAGUUUUAGUUCCUGUUGCAGAAUCUUCCAUUAUCCUGCCAAGGACUUUUUCCUUGUAGGAUAAAAAGCUACAAAACAUAAGGAGUGGUUAGAGCCAGACCAGACGGGCUGAUGUUGCAACUUCUGUACAGAACAGUGUUCUUACAUGGAAUGUUCUCCCAGAUAACAGAAGUGUGUAUAAAACGGAGGCAUCUGUGAGGUGUUACUCUGACUUUUCUGAUUUUGUUGUGUUCAGAGCCUUUGAACGCUUGACCGCCUUCAAAUAAAAUACUUAGAAGACAAAGUUG
Molecule: messenger RNA, 1117 nt
Organism: Poecilia latipinna (sailfin molly)
Lineage: Eukaryota; Metazoa; Chordata; Actinopteri; Cyprinodontiformes; Poeciliidae
Product: tctex1 domain-containing protein 1-A-like
Exons: 6
Coding region: 298-819 (173 amino acids)
Biological process (GO): microtubule-based movement
Cellular component (GO): cytoplasm; cytoplasmic dynein complex
Molecular function (GO): dynein intermediate chain binding
Source: RefSeq, a predicted model, not a curated record